This is a messenger RNA of Nicrophorus vespilloides, 881 nucleotides long. It is a transcript of the gene mRpL11, whose product is annotated as 39S ribosomal protein L11, mitochondrial. The transcript is spliced from 4 exons. Gene Ontology annotation, cellular component: mitochondrial large ribosomal subunit; ribosome. Bases 115 to 702 code for a protein of 195 amino acids. Gene Ontology annotation, molecular function: large ribosomal subunit rRNA binding; structural constituent of ribosome. Gene Ontology annotation, biological process: translation. The record is from RefSeq and is a predicted model, not a curated record. Lineage: Eukaryota; Metazoa; Arthropoda; Insecta; Coleoptera; Silphidae.
CAACAUAAUAAGCAUAUACAACAAAAUCUAGCAUUUCAAUAUUAUUAUUUUAGGUUAGAGUGUUUGGAGGUUAAUUUUUUAGAUUAAAAUAAAGGAUUUUGAAUUGGAAUCGAAAUGUCGAAAGCAGGAGCCAAGUUGAAGGCUGUAAAAAAGGUCGUGGAUAAGAUCCAACACGGCCAUCUUCGGACAAAUAUAGCGGCUGGUUUAGCUGCUGCUGGUCCCCCAUUGGGUCCAAUGUUGGGACAACGGGGUAUCAAUAUAGCUGCUUUCUGUAAGGAUUUUAAUGAGAGGACAAAAGACAUUAAAGAAGGUAUUCCCUUACCUUGUCGAGCUGUAGUGAAUCCUGACAGAAGUUAUGAUAUUUCUAUAAAUAAACCCCCAGUAAUAUUUUUCUUGAAACAAGCAGCAGGUAUACAAAGAGCAGCCAUGAAUCCAGGCAAUGAAGUUGCUGGUAAAGUCACCUUAAGGCAUAUUUAUGAAAUAGCUGCAAUUAAGAAGGAAGAUCCUUCUCUUGAGAUAAAAUCCAUGGAAGAACUAUGCAACAUGAUUAUUGGUGUAGCCAAUUCGUGUGGGAUUAAAGUAGUAAAGGACUUGGAUGCAAAUGAAUAUGGAGAAUUCUUAGCUGAAAGGAAACUUAUAGUUGAGCAACAGAAGAAGGAACUGCAAGAAAAGAAAGAAGCUAAAAUGUUGAGGACAGGAUAAUUGUUUAUGGCCGCCAAGUACCUUAAAAACAGAUUUAUUGGAGAUGUAUCACUUUUCCAAAAUACAUCAACCACAUCUAUAACUGAUAUUAAGGACAAGAAACCUGCCUAACCAGAAACAGUUUGUAGUGAUUUGUACAUAAUUUAAGUAGACAUCUUUGAAUAAAUGUUUAGAAAUGC